GAGUGUCUAUCUGAUUACAGGGAGCAUUUUUUUUAAAGGGCAUUGUUCACACACGUGAUCCGUGUGCGCACCAACGCGUUAAUUUAACUAUCCUGCAACCUGCAAGAUUAUUUUUGCGCACAGGAAAGACGACACUGUGUUUAUCUGUUUUUACAAUAGCUCAGUCAUGAUUUCAUCUCAGAUUAAGCUGAACAGCCUCAUCUCGUCGCUGCGUUCGUCUCAUUGAUCCAUAUUGAUUGGUGAUGCAGCAACGCGAGGAGAAAGUUUACACACCUAGUUGAAAUUACGCACAUUUUUGGAUGCGUUUGAGUGUGUAAGACCGAGGAGGAUGAGGGACCGAGCACCGAGGAGGACUCGCAGGCUUUCCGCGGGGUCGGCGUGUGCAAAUGGUUCAACGUCCGCAUGGGCUUCGGCUUCCUGUCCAUGACCAGCCGAGAGGGAGUGCCCCUGGACGAACCGGUUGAUGUGUUCGUCCAUCAGAGCAAGUUGCACAUGGAUGGCUUCCGCAGCCUGAAGGAGGGUGAGGCGGUUGAGUUUUCCUACAAGAAGUCAUCGAAGGGCCUGGAGUCGCAGAGAGUUACUGGACCGGAUGGCAUCCACUGUGUGGGCAGCGAAAGGAGACCCAAAGGCAAGAAGGUCCAGAAGCGACGUUCAAAGGGUGAUAGGUGCUACAACUGCGGAGGCCUGGACCACCAUGCCAAGGAAUGCAAACUACCACCCCAGCCAAAGAAGUGCCAUUUCUGCCAGAGCAUCGACCACAUGGUUGCCAACUGCCCAAUCAAAGCACAACAGUCCUCACCAGGUUCUCAGGGAAAACCGUCCCCCUCGAAAGGAGACGAGGAGGAGCACAGCCACUCGGCACCGCCUCCCGAGGCCUCUGAUUAAACGAGAAAUCGGGCAACACUGACGCCGGGGAAGCACAGAGGCCAAUCAUACUGCUUUGAUGGAGAGAUGGGACACACGAGCCCCUUCCUCCCGUUGAAGCUGCUUUGGGAACUACCUCAGGUUAAAAAAAAAUUGCUCAUGAAGAAUGUUGCUGAAGUUUUUUGUUUGUUUGUUUUCAUUUGGUGUAACACUCAGGAAUACUGCUGUAUUAUUGCACUCAGGACGCUUUUUAAAUGUUUGAAUCACUGCUGUUCUUUCAGGGAUAUGAGAUUGUAGUGAGCAAUGCCAUAUCACGGAUUAUCUUGAUGAGUUUUUGUAGGAUCUGUGUUUUCUGUUCAUGUGAUACUUUGCCUCCCCUGUGGGCGAUGUACCUCUGGCAUUAUUGCUUAAUACUCAGUGCAUUUAGUAUAGAACUACACUUUUGCUGCCUUACCAUUUAGACUCCUUCCUGACUGUUACACCUCACUAUCCGACAAGACAGAGACGUGACAGUUGGUACCUCUGUAAUGAAUGUUAGUUUGCAUAGAUAGAAUGGGGAACGGGAGGGAAAACACAUGGGAUGGGUUUUAGGAUCGAGCUAUACGGAAUGUAUUGGCAUCUGCCAAUAUUGCAGUUGACCAUCCAGUAAUCCUGGGGCCAAAUGAAUGUCAGACCAGAAGUGAUUUACAGCUUUUGGUCAGAGUUAUUUUUUGUCAUUUCAUUAUUUUGGGCCAGAUGUUUUGCUGGCUGUCUACCUCAUCAGUGCAUAUUUGGUCUGCUACGAAAACCGUCAUUCUAACCAUUGAUGGAAACCAAAUAUUCUCAGAAUACAGCUAUGGAGAUUGUGAUUUGAAUUAGUAUUAAAUCAUCAAAUCCUUUUUGCACUACAGUAUUUCCACAGCAUCACCGUUUAACAAGCACCACAGCUGGAUGUGGUCGGGUGUGGUCUGUUGUUCUUGGGGUGUGUGGUGUAUCAUGGUACUUUAACUCCAUGUUACAUCACACAUCUCCUCAGACUGCCGGAAAAACACAUCGUCUGGCGGCGAAAACCAGAUCAUUUGAAUGAUUGUAGGAGAAGGCUGAACCUGGAGAGGGCAGCAAAACAUUGUUUUCAGUCUGGUGCUAAAGAAGACCUCAUUCAGACCAAAUCAGGUGUUGCAGCCAUUAGCUGAGAGAACACAAUUGGAAGAAUGUCAUUGUUUUGGUCCUGGAUAGUACCUAGUUUCCUGCAACAAAAUUGGGGUAAACAACUCUUCAACUGUUGCAGUGUUUCAGGCACCAAAUAACAUUACAAUAGAGCAAUUCAGUGGACCUCUGACCCUUUGUUCAGGUGUCUUUUUUUGGUCUAUAUAACUGAAUCUCUUUCAGCUAGACACUGUCACCAAAUGUUUUUAAGAAAACGUGACAAACUUCCAUUGCAAGUAUCAUAAGUGUGGGCUAUAUUUACAGUUUCAUUUUAUACAUUUAAAGUGACUUGAACAACAAUACUGUUGACCAGCCAGUCUGAUUGCCAGCUUAAGUGAUUGUCCACUAUACAGUGACACUGUGUUCACCUGAUUUGAUCUGAAUGGGACCUCGAGUUACUCUUUGACCUCACUGGCAGAUGAAGUGUGAGGUCGGUCCACUUUCCAUCGACAGAAUAUUCUCAUUUUAUUUUAUGCUGUGUGAAAUGCUGCUGCUUUAUGAUUACCUCAACCUGGAUUUGACAGAAUUCUAACCAACAUGAUACUAAAACCAAUACAAUGUACAUCACCACCUAUGAUAAGAUAAUUGAAUGAGUUGAGUCCAGCUAGCUCUCCUCUUGAUACUUGAAUAAAAUGAGGCAGAAUCAACUAUGAUGUUGCCGGUGGGAAGGGCUGGUGUUUUUGUUUAUAUCCACUGUGAUCCAUUUCUAGGUAGUUAUUUAAGACAUUACCUCCCUAUAACCCCCAGUAGGGUGAUAGUUCAGGAACACCAAGCCUGCACGGAGGAGCAUGUAGAGCUAGCUAGCUAAUCAGCAUUUUACUCCCGUUUUACAGGAGAAGCUGACAAGACUUUGUCACCCAAUUAAUAUAUAUGUAAAAUUAUUCUAAAGCCUUUUUUAAAAAAAAUCAUACUACUUAUUUAUUUUCAUCCAAGAGUGCUGCCGCUUCCUCUUUCUGCUACUGCUGAAGCCUCUCAGCAAUCAAUGGUAGACAUCAUAAAACUGCCAAACAUCACUCAAAACUCCAUAUGACUUGAGAAUAUAUUUGGGUAAACCAUUUUCACCAUCAAGGUACGUGUAUUACUUUGUACAUAUGUGCUCGAUAAAUCAGUCACUGUCCUUUUUAAUUCAAUGCAGUACGAAUACAGUAUAGAUUACAACCCAGGGGUAACAAUAUACAGUACAUACUGUACAGGUACAGAGUAUUAUGAGGACUGACGAAAACUGUGAGUUUGUUUUAUUUUCUUUGCCUUGUAUGAUUUCUUUUAAAUUUUGUUUUGUUAUUCUUAUCUAUGCCAAAACCAAUGCAAUGUUACUCUGCACUAAUCAUGUGUAAGAUGCAUUAAUCUUUUUUAUAUUCAGUUUAAUCUCUUUUGAAUAUAUGUUCCAUAUUUUAUAUUUUAUAUAUAUUUUUCUUUUUACAUUUUCAUAUACCACACAGUCAGUUGCUGGUCGGAAAAAGAAAUACCUCCACUCUUUGGCUCAUCUCAGGAAAUGCCAAUCUGAAAACUCAGGGAAUACUUCAGAUUGAUUUGAAGGAGUCGAGGAGUGAUUACUCAACACAAAUGAGGGACAGAAUGCUCGUCAGCAUGACGUGAAGCAUAGGAGAAAGUAAAAUGCAACGGUUGUUCUUUUUACUUUUGAGAAAAAUACUAACAUCAAGGCAAAAAAGGCGAUGAUUACAAAUGAUGUGAAACAAUUAAGUUGAGAUUUUCAAGCUUUUUGAAUCAUAUACUUUGUCAACUUUCCAUGCAUCCAGCGUGAUGUUGAUCUUUAUAUUUUCUCCUCUUUGACAUAGCUUGCCAUGAUAUAUGAUGUGAAGAAAAUGUUCCACUAUUAUUGUAUUUUUUCCUCUAUAAUCGUUGUAGAUGGGGACGUAGUAGAAUAUUGUUAAAAGGGACUGGGGCUAGUAGUAUAUAAUCCGGGGGUUGUCUCAUCUUAACACAUGGCCGAUACGUGGUGUUUCAGACUAUCAAUGCUUUUGACAAAACGAAUGUGUCGCUGAUGACUCAAAUAUUGUUUCACACUUUGCCGUCUGGUGGUGUUUAUACAAGUUUAAAAGUUGCAGAAGCAAACACUGUUUUGAUAAAUUCCACUCAGGAUAUGAAAGGAUGAAAAUACUGUUAAAAAGUAAGUGCUCUGAUUAGAUAGGAUGGAUAACCUUUCUGUGUAUUUUUUUAUGGUGAAUUUACCACACUGAUUGCAUUGCCAGUGUUGUUUCCUCUGACUUGAACAUUUUCCUUUUCACUCCAUUUAAAAAGGGAAAAACAUGAAUGAUUUAUGUUAUCGAUCUUUAAAAUCCAUUGGUUUUACUCAACUGUCAAACACUUCACUGGAUUCUGAUACCCACUAUUUAGAUAAAGGUUGAAUGAAAAAGUGUUUGUCUUAUAAUGUUUGCAAUAUUCUGCUGUACUAGGUGAUGUUUUCAAAGUAUUAUUUGGAAUCUAAAGUCCAUGGAAAACAUUCUGAUUGCAACAAACCUGUUCGACCCCUUCUGUGGUGUGUUAUUGUGAUACGAUUGUCGGGUGCUAGACGGGUUAGAGAAGACCUGUAAGAAUAUGUGCUCAGGGUAAAAUGAAGCACAUUAAAGCAUCAUGUACAUCACAGUUUGCUUUAUGUGAUGCAUCUUGUUUGUGACCAUCAGCCAUUAAAUUUGUGAUGUUGUAUCUGAUCAGAUAAAUGGCUAGAGCUACUUCCAAAAAAAAAUGUGCAUUUAUUACUGAUGAAUGUAUCAAUGUUGACUGCCAUAAAACUACAAACAUCUUGAUCCGUCUUAUCUUGAUUUAAUGACUGUAGUUUGUCAUUGAUGAGCAGCAUGUAGGCUUUUCAAAGUAUUACUGUGAUUUCUAUAUGUAAAGUUCUGCUCCAUUUCCUAGUAAAUAUGUCAAUAUU
Molecule: messenger RNA, 4939 nt
Organism: Acanthopagrus latus (yellowfin seabream)
Lineage: Eukaryota; Metazoa; Chordata; Actinopteri; Spariformes; Sparidae
Gene: lin28aa
Product: protein lin-28 homolog A
Exons: 4
Coding region: 403-885 (160 amino acids)
Molecular function (GO): zinc ion binding; nucleic acid binding
Source: RefSeq, a predicted model, not a curated record